CCAUUUCUUUCUUUCUUUAUUUUAAAACAAAAGUGUUGCAAACAAUAACUGAUACAACAAAAUUCAAUACCAAGACCAAACCCCAAUAAUAAAAGUGUUGAUAUCACCUCUUUCACAACCCCCUAAUAACUUUCCCAAUAUUUGACCCCUUCUCUAUCUCUUUCUCUUUCCCUUCUUUCUCUGCCAUGGAAGAUGAUGAGGCAUGCAUCACCAGUCUUAGCCUUGGACUAGGAAUGGGGAGCCAUGUCACCAAGAAGGAGAAGCAGAAACUCCCUUCUUUGGACCUAACGUUUCAGAUUUGUCCAAAGGGGGAGCAGACCAUUCACGUGGAUAAACAACGACAACAACAUCUUCUUCAUGAUGAUAAGGCAAAAGGGUUGUUAUGUUUGAAGCACCCCACGGAAAAUAACAGCCCUGAUAGCAGCAACAACAGCAGUAACGGCAGCAGAAAGAAACUGAAGCUUACCAAGGACCAGUCAGCCACCCUUGAGGAUAUUUUCAAGCUGCAUAGCACUCUUAAUCCCGCACAGAAGCAGGCACUUGCUGAUCAAUUGAAUUUAAAGCAUAGACAGGUUGAAGUUUGGUUUCAGAACAGAAGAGCAAGGACCAAGUUGAAGCAAACAGAGGUGGAUUGCGAGUUCCUGAAGAAAUGUUGUGAGAAACUAACGGAUGAGAAUCUGAGACUGAAGAAGGAAUUGCAAGAGCUGCGUGCACAAAAGAUUGGACCAAAACCAUUGUACAUUCAACUGUCGAAGGCCACAACCUUGAGCAUUUGUUCAUCGUGCGAGAAAGAAUUGAAGCCUAAUGAAGGGAAGAAAGGAGGCAUUUCCGAUGUGGUCCGAAACAGCAGCCAAAAAUUGCAGAACAGCGUAGGGGUAAAGGGCAUUUAGAGGGUAUAAGGAACUCAUAAUUUGAUGAAAGAUAAUUGGAAUGUCAGAAUCAAAUAUUGAUGAUUAAUCAGGAAAGAAGGAAAGUACACAUCCUCAGUCCCCACAUCGAAUAAUAUGUAUAGCCGUGUAGGACUGCGUGUGGUAUAGGCCAGCUAGCUCCAUAGUUAAGUUAACUUUCCGUCUCUUUCUAUUCAUUCAAAUACUUCAAAUUCAUCAAA
Messenger RNA from Vigna angularis (adzuki bean), 1108 nucleotides. Its product is annotated as homeobox-leucine zipper protein HAT22. The transcript has 3 exons. Gene Ontology annotation, biological process: regulation of DNA-templated transcription. Bases 186 to 890 code for a protein of 234 amino acids. Gene Ontology annotation, molecular function: DNA-binding transcription factor activity, RNA polymerase II-specific; sequence-specific DNA binding. The record is from RefSeq and is a predicted model, not a curated record. NCBI's taxonomy places the organism in Eukaryota, Viridiplantae, Streptophyta, Magnoliopsida, Fabales, Fabaceae.